Leopardus geoffroyi (Geoffroy's cat) is the source of this 11434-nucleotide messenger RNA. It is a transcript of the gene CB1H4orf50, whose product is annotated as chromosome B1 C4orf50 homolog. The record is from RefSeq and is a predicted model, not a curated record. Lineage: Eukaryota; Metazoa; Chordata; Mammalia; Carnivora; Felidae. The transcript is spliced from 15 exons. The coding region runs from base 494 to 5014 and encodes 1506 amino acids.
GUCCAGGGGCGUGGUCCUCACGCCCUCCUGUCCUCGUCCUUCUGUCUGCUCGGCUCUCCCACUCAGACGACAGGACGGGAAUGGCGUUGGCUUUGAAGUCAGACCCGUCUGGGUCCGCUCCCGGCCUGGCCCCUUUCCUUGCAGCCGACACGGGCAAAGUACUUGCUGCCCCGAGUCUUAACUCCUUCUGGGGGACGGGGGUGACGGUCCCCAUGCAGCGCCUCACCCCUGCUCUCUCUUGGGCAUAACUAGACGGUUAGACCCGCAGGACUUCCGGACCCUGGUUCCCUCCCUGGCACUGGCCCUGCAUGGAGACCAAGCAACCCGCGGGGGACCGGGAGCCGUUCUCUGAGACAGCUCAGGUGCGCGGGAAUGAGACCACACAAGCAGGGUGUUGUCCCACACAAUCUGAAGGCACCGCGGCCUCCUGGAAAUCUCCAGAAAGUCAGAGUCGCAGAUCCACUUCAUGGCAUUAAGUCUUGACCCGUGAACUAUGCACGCGAUGGAGCCCGCAGCCAGAGGGCGGACUGAGAAAAGCUUCAGCUACGUUGUCAGAGCCCCCGGCAGCGAUGGGUUUGAUGUGAUGAACGUUGACGUGAAGAUUGACACGUGCUGGGUAUUCCAGGACGUAGAGGACGGUGGUGAGGGGCCCGGCUGUCUUCCGGCAGCGGGAAGCCCAGACACGGAUGCCGGCGUGCUCAGGAAGCAGCUGGAAUCCUCAGAGCAGAAGCUGCUGGCGGCUGUGGACAAGCAUGUGAUGUCGGAGUCCAGGCUCAGAAGCAGAAUCCAGGAGCUAGAGCUGUCGGAGAGACAGCUCCUCCAGAGUGUGGACCAGCUGAACGCCCGCGUGUUGCAGGAAAGGAGGGACGCUGCCCGGGCCCAGGAGAAGCUCCAAGCCCUGCGGGACGAGCUUGCCAGCCAGGUUCUGGAGAAGGAGCGCGCGGCCAGGCGGCAGCGGUGGCGGCUGCGGCGGCUGCGGGAGCGGCUGCGGCGCAAGGACGAGGCGCUGGGGCGGCAGGCGGCGGCCCUGGAGCGCUGCCGAGGGACACAGCGGCGCCAGCUGGCCCUGGUGCGCGAGCAGGAGCGCGGCCUGCGGGAGCAGGUGCGGCGGCUGGAGCGGGACGUGCGGCGCCUCUGUCACGCGGCCGGCCUCCUGCUGGCGGAGCUGGACGCCCCGGCCGCGCGUGGCCCCCGCGCCCUCGGCCCGGCCGACCCCGGUGGGGAGGCCGAGGAGCUGCGCGCCCUGCAGGCGCGGGCCGAGCGCGGCGAGCGCGAGCGGGACGAAGCGGCGCGCCGGUUGCGGGAGCAGCGCGCCACGGAACGCCGGCUCCGCGGGCAGCUGGAGGAUCUUCGCUGCUGCAUCUACGAGCUCAAGCUGUCGGAGAUCGGCCUGCAGGGCCAGGUGGAGGACCUCGCCCAGCAAAACCGCAGCCUGCGAGAGGAGCUGGGGGCCCAAGCCCCCGGGGAGAGCGCGCGCAGCACUGCCUCUGCCGGUCAGUGCAGCCGGGACGCCCUGAGCCAGCUUCAGGACGAGCCACUGGCCCUGCCCGGGGAGGGCGCCCUGGAUGCCUGCCGAAGCCGAGGCUUGCAGACCACCCUCUGCUCCCACGGCGCCCCUGGCCCGAGAAGCUCAGCAGGCCAGCCCUCCGAGGCGUGCUGCUCCCGGGACGGUGUCGGGGCCGGGCAGGGCCCCUGUGUUGUGGUGGCAGGCCUGGAGGCCACAGAUGAGACCUUGGAAGACGUCACAGGAUCUGACCGUGGACGGCGGACUCCGGCUGAGCCCAGCUUGGAUGCACAGACUUUUCUCCUCAUCUGUGGCUGCCCCCCCGGCCAGUACAGGGAUGGCUCACUCCUCCCCGUGGAGCUGGCUGGGAUUUCGGAGCAGAGGCUAGCAGCUGCCCAGGUCCUGGUGCAGACGUCCACACUCCCUCCCUGGGGGCCGGCCGGGGACCCCUCUUCCCUGCCGCCGCUGCUCCUGCUCCAGGAGGCUUCUCCACAAGAAUCCCAGAUGCGACGGAUGCUGGACGCCAGGUUCCCACCUGCUCCCGGAGCCGGAGGACCCACCUGCCGGAAUCCCCACUGGAGAAGGGGCCAGAAUGCCUCCCUCUGCCACGAGCCCCCCGAGAUCUCAAGUCACAAAUUCAAGUCACCCAGAGAUGGAGGAGGGCCCGCAGAGUGGAGAACCGAGGAGCGGGGGGCGAGGAGGAGUCGGGGCAGGAAGGAGGCAGACCUUGGUGACGAGAGCAAGCUAAGUCAGGAAAGCCGAGACAACCCGAGCCCGGGGGACGGUGUCAGAGCCCCAGAGGGUGAGCCGGUCGAGAACGGGGCCUCAGAAACCCAGGCCUCUGUCUCCUGCCCUUGGCCCAGGCCAAAGCUCCCAUGGCCUCUUUUGCAGGAGGAGGCCUCCGUGUCACCUGAGGGUCCCGCACCCCUGAGUAGGAGGCGGAGGGAGGGAGGGCUUUCGUCACCGGAGGAGGAAGAGGCCCCCCCAGCCAGGGCCCAGGGCUCCCAGAGGCCAAGUCCAGGAGGCACUCAGCUCCUUGUGGGGCAGGGCGAGGAGGAAACGCUUGUGUGGUCUGCAAAUGGUCUGAAUCUGCAAGAGGAAAGCCCUGGGGACCAAAGGCAAGGAGAGAAGGAGGAGAAAGCACCACCUCUAGAAGGGUCUCGUCUGGCCCACAGGGAUGUCCCAGGGGAGCCUGGCCCCGAGGAACGUGAGCACCAGGAAACGCUCUCCCCGGUGACAGAGGGAGGUCUGACACUGUCUCCCCGAUCGGCCUUUCCACCCAGGGGAACUGAACCUACCAGUGAUCCGUGGGCUCUGAGCCAACAACCUGACAGGUCUGAGCUCAGAAGAGACGAAUUUGGGAAGGAGGCAGAAGCUUCUUCCCAGCAACUCUCCAUCCUGCAGCGUGGGGGCGGGGGGCGAUGGUGGCCAACCUCCACGCCAGCCGGAGGAAGCAAGAGCUUGGCUCGGAAACAGCACAGCCCCCCGGAGAAUGCUCACUCCCAGCAGGCUUUGGCAAACCAGGGCUCGGAUAUUUGUUUGGCCAGAGAGGUCAGACCCGGGGGGACCAACGAAGAGGUCGGACCAGGUGGGACGGAGGUCCUGGGGGCCAGCACCGUUCUCCCAGGGAUGGUGCCUGAUUCAGAGGACGUGGGUCCGGGUCCAGAGAGGCCCUCCGAGCUGGGUGGGAACCAGCCCUCCCAGCCACUGAGAGCCCUUGAAGAAGAGAGGAGAAGGUUUCACCAGCUCCUUUCUGGGCUGAAACGAGAGAGAAGCCAAGUUUUACGUGACAACGCCGAGCUGCGGGGCGACCGAGAGAGAUGCCGUCGAGAAGUGUGCGCCCUCGAGGAAGAGAGGGAGAGAAAUGUGACAAAGAUGGCGACCCUCGAACGGGACAACAGCAUGCUGGUAGGAGACAUCGCGCACUUGAAGAGGGAGCUGGCCCAAUACCGGCAGGUCGUUUCUGACCUGGAAGACUGCAAUGGGAAAAGUUACGGCAAAAUUUCCGAGCUCGAAGAGGAGAACGAGCAACUGAAAGGGCGCCUGGCCCAGCUUCAGAGAGCCACGGCCGAGAGCGCCAGAACAUCCAAGGGUGUGAUGGAGCACGUCACAAUGGAAAACCGGGAGCUCAAGGCGCUGAUCUCGGAGCUCGGGGUCAGUUACAAAGAGCUGAUGAAGGGCGUGGUGCUGGGGAUAGAAGACACGGUCCAGGCCUUCAGGGGGGAGAACACCCAUCUUCUGAGCAGGAUCCGCAUCCUGGAGACAGAAGUCGCGUUGGGGGCCAGCACAGCUGGGGGCCGCUUGGUGAGAGCGGAGGAGGGUCCGCAGGGGGAAAGCAAGAUGGCGGGGGGCAAGGAGGGCGCUGUGGAAAGGGGGGUGCAGGUGACUCAGUUGUCAGGGCAACUGACCGCAGAAGCCCACGGGCCGCCCUUGGAGGAGAAACCAGGUCUGGCUGGCAGGUGGAUGGGGCCUUCCUUACGCAUGGAGAAUUCCAGAAACGAUGGCAAUUCAGCUGCUUCGUCGCUGGUGGGGGGAAGUGCCGAGGUAUCCAGUGCCCUGCGAGGAAACAUCGACGGAGCAGGAGCGAGAGAAGCACGUUUGGAAAAGGAGGAGAAAAGACCAUGGUGUUCUGCAGACCCAGGGCGAGCUCUGAGGGCAAGCAACGGCCCCCAGGGCACGGAGACAGACACCCCCAAAGAGGACCUCAGGCUGUGCAUUGGGCACCUCCAGCACCAGGUGCUGACCCUGCGGUGCCAGCUCAGAGACCAGGCUUCUGCCCACCGGGUACUGCAGGUGUCACAUGGGGAAGCCACCCGCCUCCGGGACCAGCUCAAGGGCCAGCUUGAGGAACUUCAGAGAAAGCAACACGAGGCAAAUUCGGCCGUGGCUCCUUUGAAGGCCAAGCUGGCUUCUCUGGUCCAGAAGUGCCGGGAGAGGAACCGCCUCAUCACGCACCUGCUGCAGGAGCUGCACCGACGCGGGGCCGAGGAUCACCUGCUCUCCGAGACGGCGCGGGGCAUGGUGGAUGACGUGGCACUGGCCGAGUACGCGGCCACCUUCCUGGUUCCGGCGCUCCCAGAGACCAGCCACCACCUGGAUGUCGAGUCUGAGACGGCAGCAGCUGUAAGAGCUCAGAAGUACCUCCCGAAGCCCAAAACAGACAGUGUCAUCAUCCAAAGACCUUUGCAUUCAGAGUCCUGGCCUGUUCCCGAGGCUGAGUGGCCAGCACAGAACACGGCUAGACCGGAUUCACCAAAGCUUCCCCCGCCCUCAGGGCCGACGCCUGGUCCCGGAGCGUGUCCGUGUCCGGCUGCAGCCGCCGUGGAGCCCGCGUGCCCUGCGCGACGCCCGCGGGGAGAAGGCGGGCUGUCCUGUCCCGUCCUCCGCGCCGAUGACCCCCCGCCACCCUCUGAGCUCCUGAGUCCUGCGAGGAUCCUGGCUGUCCACAAAGAGCUCACACAAAGCAUUCGCAGCAAUGCCCGGGUCCAUCGAUCACCGCUGGAGUUAUAAAUUUAAUAGAAGCGCUCACGCUCCGGGGCCGUUUCAUAGACUCCAUAAAUAUUUGAAGCCGAGCCUUCAGACACGGCUUUAAGGAAUUGGUAGCAAUCAAAGCCCUCAUUCGGUGGCAAGUGGUUUUGCCUCUAGCUCGGGGGUCUGUGCUGCUCGUCGGAGCUUGGGAGAAAUACUCGACUGUGCCCGACACAUUCCGAGAGCUUUGUCAAGGCAGCAAAGGGAAUAUUUACCGUACCAAAACCUAUUGAAAGACUGGUCCGGUGGUUCUCAACUGGGCGUGAUUUUUCCCAACCAGGGAAAAAAUUGGCAACGUCCGGAGACAUUUUCUAUGGCCCUACCUCGGAAGCCGCUCCCGGCAUCUGGUGGGUAGAGGCCGGGGAUGCUGUUAAACAUCCCACGAUGCACAAGGCAGUGUCCUACAACACAGGUAAUCCAGCCCAGAUGUCAACAGCGCCGGGGUUGGGAACCCCUGAACUGGUCUAUCAGCUCCUAACAUUGGCAGCCACAGAGACCUGUGUUGUUAUUUUCCUGCCCUUGGGGCCCCUCCCCAUGUGUGAAAAGAGUUUUGUCUACUAGAUGAAAUGCUUGAUUUAAGUAAUUAUAUAUUUUACGUGUUAAGGCAUUAAAACCCAUCGGAACUUUCUAAAGGCCCAUUCGUUCAACCAGCAUUUGUUGACAUCCAGCGAAUGCCAGGAAGUAUAAUGUGAGGGAGAGGGAGGUGAGCCAACUCUGGUCCCUGCCUCAGGUUGCUCACGGGGCAAUGGGAGACACACGUAUGAACCACGCACCAUGUAGCUCAUUAAGAGUGCCAUGAGUUGUGGUGAGAUGAAGGUAAGGGCCCUUUCUGCCCGGCCUCGGAAAAUGGAGGUCAUUCAGGAGGGGAUGGCUGAGCAGAGCCCCUGGGCCCACUGAGGUGUUCAACACACAGGUGAGGUAGGGAAGGGUGUUGCAGUCAAAGGGAACAGCACGUGCAAAGGCCCCGAGGCAUGGAACUGAACUUUGUGCGUGUCAUUAAAGACGUGUGCAAAGCAGCCCCUGGCCCAGCCAGCUACGAGGGGUUCCUGCCUCAUCCCAUCCUGCACCCCUCUCUUUCCUCCUGAGAAUAGGACUUAUGCCCUGACCUGGGUGUAGGACUCAGGAGUGAAGAAAAUGCACCUAUCCUGAGGGCAAGCCGCCCAACAAAAGAAUCAAGGGGCCUCGCACCACUUAUGCCCAGAUCCUGUCCCCGGGCUCACCAAUCAGAGACACUAUCUCUGUCUCUGGAAAGGGACUGGUGAAGGGUUGAGGGAAAGGUCAGAGUUACCUGUCCGGUUCCGUUUCCCCCUGGAAUGUCUUGUCACUUUGGGCCAAGGAGGUAUCAGGACCAGAGACCUGGGGCUCCCGGGGCAGCAGGCAAACGUGUAGAUUUUAUUUUAAUGCGGUUUAACUUUAAAUAUUGGGAAGUGCAGGGAGGUCCCAUCUACCCUUCCCCUGGCCUCCCGUAACGUUCACAUCGUAUACACCUGACCACACGGCAGUGACAGAAACCAACGGAUUUAUUUUGAGGGAACCCGGGGGAGCCAUUGAUUCAUAAGAAAAGCGGGGCCAUCGAGCCUGCGACAACACACUGAGCUGCCGCCACCGUGAUGAACCCAAGGGGCUGCGUGAUGGGUCAUCACAUCCAUCCACCUGUCCUUGCGCUGAUUUGCCAACAGACCCAGCCAUCCGUUUGUUCAGUGCGCAUUCAGCGCUAACUGCCAUGUGAGACCAGGUCCUGGGAAGCAGGAACAAAGAAGAUGCGGUCGGUCUGUAUCCCCCAGGACCUCCUGGCAACCGUGCGUCCCCAUCAAGUGCUCAAGGAACCCCCGAUGUUGGAAAACACUGUUGUAAUUACUGCCAUUCCGGCCACCAACGCCAGCCACGGAAUUGCCAGCCGUGUGGCGUCCUAUACAGCUGGUCCCUCACGUUGGUGUGGGGCCUCUCUUUGGGCGCUUUGUCCACCUUUAUUUUGGGACAACGCCGUCAGCUUUGGGCACUGGCACUACGAGGAAGAGGAGGGAUGAGCCAGGUGAGGCCGGGCAACAGCCAGCCGAACCUCACUGCUAAGCCGGCCGGAUGCUCUCGAGGCCACCCCUGAUCUCCAGGACGCUCCCCCCGGGUUCGGGGGCCCUGCCGCCUGUCACGUGAGCGCUCCGCCUCCUGCGUCUCAUAGCCUGGGCCUCGGCGGAGAGGCGACUGGGGAAAAUCCAUUAACGGAAGCCAAGGCAAUCUUUGUAGCAUAACACGGUGAUUCCGUAAUAAAUCAUCUUCCGAAGCCAGAAACCACUUAUUAACCGGCCUGGGGCUGGCACUUCCUGUCGCCUCAAGCCGGGUCGUUGCUUGGGGCUGUGAUUCCCUGGUGGUGCAUUUGCGAUGGCGGAUGAAGGACUCUGGCAUUUUCUUCACCUCCACCGUAGACCCCAGCCCUGGGAAGGGGCCACCCCCUCGCUGGGCCUGAUGUGGCCAGUGCCCAGUCUGGUCAGAUGCCCCCGGGGUGGAGGCUGCACCAGCUGGGGCGGCAGAGUGGGGUCAGGCAGGAACCCGGCACGCAGAAGCUGGGGUCAGGCCGCCCCCCACACCGGGAACCGCGCUGUGAGUGACCCGAGGCCUCCGGGGAGCGACCAGAUGGACCGGCCCGGCUGCCGCGGCAGAAAACAAUUUGUCAGAGGGCUGUCAAUAAGCAGCCACGGUGACCUUCUUUGGGACUGCCUGCCCAGGCUCUGCAGAACGGAAGCCCUGAGCCCGAGCGAGGAAAGAAGACAGCACAGAGGCACGCACAUCCCACUAAGGAAUAUUUAUAUCCCUCCCGACUGACCAACAGAGCAGCAGUGGCCCCAGGAUUUGUGGUUCCUUCCAGGGACCUGAGUUAGAAGCCAGAGGACUGUCUUCCUAUUCUAAGUCAUUCAUGGGAAUGUCUCUCUUCUGUAUAAUACCAACCAGGGGACCAAAGGAUGGCUCUUGACUAUCAGAAGCUGUACGUAUUGGCACGGGGUGGUGGGAAGAAGCUUGGGUCUGGAGUCCCAACGUCUUGGCUGGCUUUGCCCCUCCUAAGCUGUGUCACCUUGCACAAAUUACUUCGAACGUCCACUUCUUUACCUGUCUGAGGGUCUAAACACCUACUUGACAGUUUUGUUCUGACAGCCGAAUGAGCUCAUGGCUACGAAAGUGUUCUGCACCCCGUACGAUGCUUCCCACACGUCAGGGAUCAUGGCUGUUUGGAAAUGUGAUUCUCUCACUCAUGUGACUGACCACACCCUGCCACAGCUACUCAUUACACUCACAGUUCUCUGUAGCUGCCACCCAAGUUGGGUGAUGUGGCACCAUGGCAGGAUUAUCGUUUUUGCAGUCUCAGUGGUCAUCUUGAUAUUAUAGAGCUCCUGCGGAAGCCUGAGCUAAGGUGAAGGUUCUAACCUGUGCAAAAAAUUGCACACACGUGAGCACUUCCCUGGGAAGAGGGGCCAUGGGUUUCAUUAGAUUCUCAAAUGAAACUGGAACCCUCAAAAGCCAAGCACCCGUCGUCUAGGGGGAAAGGACUCCACUGAGGAACCCAGAGACCCAGCUCUGCCUCUAACUGGCUGGUGACUUUGAGGCCUCAGUUCCUGAUCUACAAAAUGGGUGCAGCCACAUGCCCUCCAGUAACCUUCGCAGUCCGGCAGCGGAUGAGUCUGUGGCCCCUCCCUGCAUGUGUCCGCCCCCAGAGAGGACACUCUUCCCGCUGCAGCAAACACUUGCUGGGUCCCUACUGUGCGGUGAGCUCUGGCCGGCUGGAAGCUCCUGUGCCCAGUCUUCUUGCUUCCUGAGCUGGCGAGCUGCUUUUAAGAGAUUCACAACUCUUGUUUAAUCCAGGGUGAAAUUCCAGGACCGGAAUGUGAAACUUUGUUGAGCACUAUCUACUUCUGAGAAUAGGGUGCUAGACACGUGUGACGUAUUUUAGAGACUCAACCUUUCUUUCUCUAUGUAGAUAGGGCCUUGCCGUGGAAAGGGCUCUGGGCUGGGAGCAGGGAGUCUGCCAACUGAGCUUUGCCAAACCCCCUCUCUAGGCCAUCGGUAGGCUAUAAAGAUUGCCCUAGGUAGCGAUAAUUCCUUACUGUGAUUUCGUGUUGGACUCACCUGCAGAGCUUUUUAAAAACCCAACGCACAUGCCCCUUUCCAGGCCUUGAAACCAGCCUAUCUUAGGUGGGCCCCAAGCGGGGAUCUUUAAAAAGGCCCCCAGUGAUUCCAAUGGGCAUCCAGGGGGAAAAGCAUCAAAUUGUCCCUUUCAGUUCUGCCAUCUCCUGUGUUAAUUAAAUUCCAAGAUGCCACUGGGGAUUUCUUCUGUGUUAGACUCAUUUAUUUUUGCUCCUUGCUAGGAAAGAAAUGUGUACUCAGAGUUGAUAGGAGGAACCUUCUCAUCUUUGGAACGUUUUUGACCAUGAGUCAGCUUUGCAACUUCACCUUUAGAGGCCCUUUUAAGCAGCUGAUGAUCCUUAGGAAAACGAAAUGCAUGACACCGUAGCAUUCAUUUCUAUGGUGGCAGAACCUGACGCUGAACUCCUUUUGGUGGCUGAUCACAGCACGCUUACAUGGGAGUUCGGAUAACAACUGGGUGAUGCAGUAGACAUCAAAAACGAACCUCUUGUGUACGGCCGAAUGCAUCCUAAAAUCUUCCGGAAAUAGAUACUCCAAAUCCACUGCUAUCUAUAGCUUUAUCAGUUUUGCAACCAAAUAGAAGCUGAUUUCUGUUCAGCAUUUGUGCCAGUGGCCAACUGUGUCCUAUCUGGCCUUGAAAUAAAUUCUUUGGGAAUUCUUGAUGCCUUAAGGAGGUGGACAAGGAAGACCCCUGGGACUCGUUCAUGUAUUUAGUCCUCUUCCCUGUUUUAGAAGAAUUUCUAAAAAAAGAUAGUGUGUGCCUUGGACCAAAACUUGUUUUUAAGAAGCUGGUAGGCUUAGGAUGGAAGGAUUGGCUUUCUUUAUCCCAUUGGAUCUGCCCUAAAUCCUACAGCUCUCAUCCCAAUCUGACUUUUGCAUCCAUGGCACAAAUGUAUUAUAUGGAGUCAUGGAAAGACUAAUGGGAGAACUGGUACAAAUCAAAGCAAGGUUUGCUCCAACACCAUUUUUUUUUGUCUUUGAAAAGUAUCAUCAGGCUAUGUCCACAGGUGGAUUGAUGCUGCAUUUAUAUGAUGGUGGAAUAAGGGGAAGGGAAGACAAAUGAAUGGGAUGGUUAAAAAUGGUGGAAAGCUUGAUAUCAACUCUGUAUCAAUAUAUUCUUUUCUAAGGUAAAGUAAUGUAAUACCAUGUUAAUGGAUAUGACGUCAAAAGUGAUGGGGGAAUAAAUAUCUAUGCAGUCACAGUAUAACUAUUAACUGAGACUUUUUCAAUGAGGGUGAAGACAAGGUCUGACUCGAAUGGAGAUCAUAGAAGGAGUUAUGGGCCAGAUACACUGGGUUUGGACUGUCCUCUGCCACCAACUGGUUGUGCAAGUUUGGAUGGUGUGCUUACCUCUCUCAAUCUCAACGUCCUCCAUGGAAAUGUCAGGGAAGGUGUGAGCCUUGAUGAGAUAGCACACGUUUUCUAAAGCACCUGCAUAUGUUGGCACUCUGCAGAUGUUGGGAACCUUUCCUCACCCCUUGGAAAAUGCUCUGAUGCAUUUCAGUGCCAUGGCUGGGCGUGUGUCACGAAGCUGAGUUGUGUGACUCCGUUGGUCUUCCAACUCAGAUUGUUCAGGUUUGCACAAUCCACUUUUGACGAGGAGGCAAGGAAGGGACCUGGGUGUCAUUGGCAAAGAUGAUGAACAAGGCUUGAGAAUUCAUCUUGGCAGAAUGUCCCUGUUCUCUCCAGUCUUCCAGGGUGACUCCUGGGAGGGUAUCGUGUGAAAACUGUGAAGCACAGACAAUAGUUUGGAAAUUGCAGACUUUCCCACUGGGUCCCAAAUGUACAGUGAUUCUACACCUUGCUACUGCUUGAGCAUUAAAGGAAUUUUAUAUUAUAUACGGCCAUUCAUAAACACAAGGGUCAGAAUUUUGGCAGAGUUCUGGCCCUCCCCUCAGUUAGAAGUGUGGAUUCGCAUGGGAGUGGUCUGGCAAAAGGAGCAGAACCCCUUUCCUUCUGGAUGCUUUUCAGCAGGAACCUCCCUUGGGUCCAGGAGAAGUGGCUGUCCCCCAGCUCCCGCCUUCAGCAAAUGAACAGAGCGCUCAGUCCCUGGAGACCCUCAUUGGAUUCCCAAUCAGUUGUGAAUCAGGCUCAAAACUCCCUUCUGGGUUUUCAAGAUUUGUAAUGAUUGCUCAAUCUUGUGUAAACCAGGCUGGCAUUUUCUCUUGUUACCAAGAUGUAUUUUUCUAUGUUAGUUAAAUGUAUAAUUUGUGUAAUUUUGUACAUUAAAAUGUAUGCUUUUUCACAAUUAAAGGUUUUUUUUUCCCUUUU